Molecule: messenger RNA, 1297 nt
Organism: Gastrolobium bilobum
Lineage: Eukaryota; Viridiplantae; Streptophyta; Magnoliopsida; Fabales; Fabaceae
Exons: 10
Coding region: 245-931 (228 amino acids)
Biological process (GO): protein neddylation; positive regulation of ubiquitin-protein transferase activity
Cellular component (GO): ubiquitin ligase complex
Molecular function (GO): ubiquitin conjugating enzyme binding; cullin family protein binding; ubiquitin-like protein binding
Source: RefSeq, a predicted model, not a curated record
ACUAGAUAGCCACCACAACACACCACACAACACCACAAUCAUAAAAGCCCAGUUCUGCGAUCCACGUCAUCAUCCUCAACCUCUUUCCAAGAAGAAGAAGAAGAAGAAGAAAAGGGAUAACCCCUUUUUUUCUCUCUUGAAUUUGGUGCGUUCGGGCGAAGACGAUCCAUCAUCGCUCGACUCACCCGAUUCGAAUCGUUCGUUCGUUCUCUCUUUCUCUCUCUCUCUGGAUUUCUUAUCGAAGAUGCGACGCUCUGUAUCUAAAAAGACGGGUCAAUCCAAUUCUACUCCUUCCGUCAAUUCCGAUCUCUUCCGCUCUGCUUCAAGUAAAGCAAGCUCGAAGGAAUCAGAACGAAUUGAUAGUCUGUUUUAUACGUAUGCCAAUGGAUCUACUGGUUUGAUUGAGCCAGAAGGAAUUGAAACACUUUGUGCUCAUAUGGAGGUGGAUCAUACUGAUGUGAGAAUUUUGAUGCUUGCAUGGAAAAUGAAAGCUGAGGAGCAAGGAUAUUUUACCUUGGAUGAAUGGAGGAGAGGCUUAAAAGCAGUAAGGGCUGAUACAGUAAGUAAAUUGAAGAAGGUACUUCCAGACCUUGAAAAAGAGGUCAGGAGGCCAUCCAAUUUUGCAGAUUUCUAUUCUUAUGCUUUCCAAUAUUGUUUGACAGAGGAGAAACAGAAAAGCAUUGAUAUAGAGAGCAUUUGUGAAUUACUUACACUUGUUUUGGCUUCAACAUUUCCAGCCCAAGUAAACUCGUUUGUGGAAUAUUUGAAGACUCAAAAUGAUUACAAGGUCAUAAACAUGGAUCAAUGGAUGGGAUUUUUCCGGUUUUGCAAUGAGAUAAGUUUCCCUACGCUUAAUGACUAUGAUCCUGAACUUGCCUGGCCCUUAAUCCUGGAUAAUUUCGUGGAAUGGGUGCGAGAAAAGCAAAAAUAACUUUAUCUUUUUAGCUGCCUGAUUCUCUGUAAACUGCAAUCAUCGGACUUCGUAAGUAAGAGAAACUGUCGGACUACAAAAUCAGAUAGAUGCCUUGUGGCUCGCUUAUUGUACUCAACAUUACAAGUUGUGUUCUUCUGUUGGCCCAGUUUCUUAAUGGGCAUUCUAAACAUAAACCAUUGUUACUUUUAAUUUCAAAUUUUCAUUUUGUGCUAUAGAUCAUGCACUUAAGGCUAGAUACAAGCUUGUACUUUGUGAUCAUUGCCAUCCCAACAUCAUCUAUCCUAUUCUUAUUAUUCACGUAAGAGCUUUUAUUGAACUGAAUUGAGUGAGAUCAUAAUUAUACACAAUUUUAUUUUUAUUUUU